Molecule: messenger RNA, 1329 nt
Organism: Drosophila nasuta
Lineage: Eukaryota; Metazoa; Arthropoda; Insecta; Diptera; Drosophilidae
Product: WD repeat-containing protein 89
Exons: 3
Coding region: 70-1308 (412 amino acids)
Molecular function (GO): protein binding
Source: RefSeq, a predicted model, not a curated record
CUGAUACAAAGUGACCAGCUAACAUUAAUACUACACGUGUGAGUGUCGUUUUUCCAAACAUAAACAAACAUGACCGAUAGACUAAAUAAAUAUUUAUCAGAAACGGCAGUCGCUAGUUCUGAGGACGAAGCCGACAUUGAUGAUAACGACACUUGUGCCGCUCACGAAUUGUCCGCCAAGUUUCGCUUUCAUUAUCCCCAAGACGAAGCGUCUCUAUCACUAAAGCGAGACUACGUCUUGGGUCUCUGUGCCGACAAAGGGUUCACUUGCAUUGCAGCGGGUCUAUCUAACACCUCAGUUAAGAUAUACGACCUCAAUGCGUCUGGCCUCCUGACCGCCGUUCAUCAAGAUCGAGUUCCGUCCGUGGAGAGCUUGGAUACAGAGGUGACAAUCUGUGGCGUUCGAUUCUUGGACGAUAGUGCAAACACCUUGCUGGUGGGCACUACAAAUGGCUUAGUGCGUCUGUUAGACUUGCGUAUCAAAGGCAUUCAGGCGCAAUUUGAGUAUAAAAGUGAUGCUCAGGAAGGAUUACCGCCAGUGCCAAAGACGAUAUCCUGCUUCGAUCGCAAUGCCAACAGUCGUAUUAUUUGCUGCGGCACCGAACAACACAUGGGCAAUGCUUAUAUGGUGUUCUUUGAUGUGCGAGAACGACGACAACUUGGCAUUUAUGAAGAUAGCCACGACGAUGAUGUGACCUCUGUUCUGUUUCACACCAGCAAUCCAGAUUUGUUGUGUUCGGGCAGCACUGAUGGCUUGAUAAAUGUGUUUAAUAUCCAGGAGAGCGAAGAGGAAGAAGCGUUGUUGAAUACCAUUAAUACAGAGAGCAGUGUGCAUCGUCUAAACUGGCAUCGCAAUGAGAAGGGUCAAGACCUAAUCUCAUGCAUUACACACACUAACGAUUACAUGAGCUACGAAUGCCAAGAAGGCGAUGAAAUUCUCUCCUUUAAUCGCUCAAAAAUCACAGCUGGCAUUCUACGCCAGAAUGCUGGCAAUUUUAACUUAAUCAAUGCUCACAACCUGUCCGAUGGUAGCGUGUUUCUGCUCGCUGGCACCAACCAUAAUCGAGGAGAAGUGCUGCGCUCAGUUGUUGUGCCGGCUAGGAAAACGUUGGAGCCCCUGACAAACUUUGUAGGCAACAAACAAAUUGUGCGCGAUAGUCUGUACGAUGCCAAUCAAAAUCUGCUGGUCACUGGCGGCGAGAGUGGCAUUAUUACCGUCUGGUCGUCUGAUAACAGCAACACUAAAAGCAGUAGCAACCUGAAGAGUAAGUCAAAGGCUGCUAAGUCACACAAGAAAAACCCCUAUUAAUGACAUUUUUAUAAAAUAAAG